Messenger RNA from Podarcis raffonei (Aeolian wall lizard), 3517 nucleotides. Its product is annotated as vomeronasal type-2 receptor 26-like. Gene Ontology annotation, cellular component: membrane. Bases 850 to 3444 code for a protein of 864 amino acids. The record is from RefSeq and is a predicted model, not a curated record. NCBI's taxonomy places the organism in Eukaryota, Metazoa, Chordata, Lepidosauria, Squamata, Lacertidae. Gene Ontology annotation, molecular function: G protein-coupled receptor activity. The transcript is spliced from 6 exons. Gene Ontology annotation, biological process: G protein-coupled receptor signaling pathway.
CCAUGUAGCCAAGGGCAACAUAAAACAUGGCCACAAACCACUUGGAGGGGGUGUUUACAAUAAAGUGAUAUAUAAAUCUUGUUAAAAAUAAAAGCAGAGGUUCAGAAAAAUUCAUGAAGAUGGAUAUAUUCCCCUUCCACAGUUGGAGGUAGGAUUGUACAGGUUUAGGGGAAUCACAUGUAUGGAAUCGCCACUGUCCUCAUCUCCUGCUUGUUGGCUUCCCUUUGGGGCACCUGACUGGUCACUGUGAGAACUGGAAGCUGGAAUUCAUGGGCCCUUGGUCUGAUCCAGUUUCAGAACUCUUCUGAUGUCAAUAAAAGUUAGCCAAACUCAGCUUUCUCCCUCCAUGAUCCACCUCAGUGUAUUGAGUAAACAUGUUUUUGCCCUACUCUGCACCUGCUCCCAUAAAGUUCAGAGGAGAUCUUUCUCCCUUAAUAAUUAUCAGAACUACAGUUAUCUAUGCUUAUUCUUUCCAGAGUCCAAAUGACUCCCUCACACCCCUUUCAAUGUUACCUAUGGGAACAAUAAUGUAAAUAUCACAGUCAGGCUCAGAAUGAUGUUAUUUAUUCCACUAUGCCUGAUGCAUAAAAUACCUCAUGUGCCAUAGAAUAUUUGGGGCCAAGAUACAGGGCAGGUGAAGGAGUGAGAUACGUUUGCGUGAAGGUUACUCAGAAUACAGGAAGCUGAGCUAUGUAGCUCAGUACUAUCUACUGACUGAGAGCUCUCCAGAUAGAAAACAUUCCCAGCUCUACGUGCAGAGUUUAGUGGGAUUGAACCUAGCAUCAGAGCUGUAUUUCUCAAGUCCUGUAUUUCUCAAAAGAGUUUGGGGUUUCUUCUUAUUAGCUGGCUAUGGAGUUGGGAGGAAGUCAUAAGGGACGUGUGGCAGGCAGACCCAGUAUGACAACACUGCUUCUGCUGCUGCCUCUUUCCACCUACGGAAUGCAGCAGAAGGCCAAAUGUCCACUGAAUCUGAUCAGGGAUGAAAAUUCUGUUAUGAAUUUCUACAGAUCAGGAGACUACCUCAUUAGUGGAGUCACACCUUUGAAAUAUAUUAAAGAUCUCUCUCCAUUCACCUUUUCAAGCACCCCGUAUAGCAAGCUUCAGUCCCGGAUGAAUGGGAGGGACUGGCACAUUCUUUCCUUCCUGCUUGCUGUUCAGGAGCUCAAUCAUAACCCUGUGCUCUUACCCAACAUCACCCUGGGCUACAGCAUUUAUGAUACUUAUUUUGAUGGAAGAACAACUUCUGAUGCCCUGACAGACCUCCUUGCUGGUGGGAAAAUCAACAUUCCAAACUACAGCUGUGGAAGACGGGAAAAACUGCUGGCAUUUCUUGAAGGGGGUGAAUCCGAUAUCUCCACAUACAUUGCAAGCAUGCUGGGCACCUACAAGAUCCCACAGCUCAGUUACGGCUUAGUUCAGGAUGAUGUCCAAUCCCCUUUUGUCUAUCAUAUGGUUCCAAAGCAAGAAACUCAGCAUCUGGGGAUGGUCCAACUCCUGCUGCAUUUCAGGUGGACGUGGGUCGGUCUCUUUGCUCCAGACAAUGACAAUGGAGAAAAGUUCCUGAGUACCUUGACACCCUUGAUGACCAGCAAGGAAAUCUGUGUUGCCUUCACAAAAAGAGUACUACUACAUACUUGGCUAUGGUUACCCCAUGAACAGCCUGCAGUGUGGAGACAAGUCAAUGUAUUUGUUUACUACACAGGCUCUCAAUAUGGACUUCAUAUAAUCAUUGAGGUACAAUCCUUCCUUGAAAGGUUACAAACUGGGGGUAAAGUCUGGAUAACUACAGCUCUACAGAACACAAUCUUGUUCUAUGAUACCGAAUCGUUCCGUUAUGCCCAUGGCUCUUUGUCCUUUAUACUGAAGACCAAAAGAAGGACAAAAAAGGACUACUAUAAGCCAAUGUCUGGUGCUAGUCUAAUAAUUUGGGCAGAAAAUUUUGAUUGUUCAUAUUCAAAGCAUGCCUUGUCUGUGAGGGGUUGGACAAGGUGCAGGGAGAAGGAGAAUCUGAAGAUGCUGCCCAGGGCGGAGAUUGAAAAAAUUCAGUCCCAAGACAACUAUGUCAAUUACUACAGCGUCCAAGUCGUGGCUGAGGCCUUGAAUGCUGCAUAUUCAUCCAGCUCAAAACGGAUGUUGACGGUGGGUGCUGGAAACAAGUUGGAACCUGAAAGGCUACAGCCAUGGCAACUUCAUCCUUACUUGAAAGAAGUCCGGUUCUCUUCUAAUACUUCAGCUGGUGGACAGAACUUGGAUGAGACCGGAGCAUUGGCCAUUGGAUUUGAUAUCGUGAAUUGGGUGAUGUUUCCUAAUAAUUCUCGUGCUAGAGUGAAGAUUGGGAGCAUAGAGAGACAAACUUCCCCAGAUCUAAAGUUCACCAUAAACCCGGAAGCAAUUGUAUGGUCCAAGCCUUUUAACAAGAUGGUGCCUCGUUCAAGAUGCACAGAAAGCUGUCUCCCUGGAUAUUCCAGAAAAGUUCAGGAAGAGAAGCCGCCCUGCUGCUAUGAUUGCUCUCCCUGCUCUGAAGGGACCAUCUCCACUCAGGAAGAUGCUGAUGAAUGCAUCAAAUGUCCAGAAGAUCAGCAUCCAAAUGAGGACCGAGACCAUUGUGUCCCCAAAGUAAUAACCUUCCUGUCCUAUGAAGAAUGUUUGGGGAGCAUCCUGGCUUCCCUUGCCCUCUUCUUAUCCUUAGCCACAUGUUUUGUGUUAGGAAUCUUCAUUAAAUACAAGGAAACACCAAUAGUCAAAGCCAACAACCGGGACCUCUCCUACAUUCUCCUCGUCUCCCUCCUGCUUUCCUUUUUGUCCUCCUUCCUCUUCAUUGGGAAGCCAAGGAAAGGGACCUGCCUUCUCCGACAAACAGCCUUCAGCAUCAUCUUCUCAGUUGCUGUCUCUUCUAUCUUGGCAAAAACCAUCACUGUGGUUCUGGCUUUCCUGGCGACUAAGCCAGGAAACAGGGUGAGGAGAUGGCUAGGGAAGUGUUUGGCCAAUUACAUUGUCAUUUCCUGUUCCAGUGUCCAAGUUAUCAUAUGCACCAUCUGGCUGGGGAUCUCUCCUCCAUUCCCAGACUCAAACAUGCACUCCCAGCCUAAAGAGAUCAUCCUGCAGUGCAACGAAGGAUCUGUUGCCAUGUUUUAUGUUGCCCUCGGCUACAUGGGCUUCCUAGCUGCCAUCUGCUUCAUGGUGGCUUUCCUAGCCAGGAAACUGCCUGGGGCCUUCAAUGAGGCCAAGCUGAUCACCUUCAGCAUGCUGGUCUUCUGCAGUGUUUGGGUGUCCUUUGUGCCCACUUACCUGAGCACCAAAGGGAAAUUCAUGGUAGCCGUGCAGGUCCUCUCCAUCUUGGCCUCCAGUGCUGGACUUCUGGGCUGCAUCUUUGUUCCCAAAUGCUACAUUAUUCUACUAAGGCCUGAUCUGAACAUGAAGGAGCACCUGACAAUAAAAAGCUAAAUGUGACAUUUGAUCACAGCUUGUUGUGGGGAUCUUUAAAAAGAAAUCUGGAUCCUGGACACAUUUGUGAUGG